Molecule: messenger RNA, 1679 nt
Organism: Elaeis guineensis (African oil palm)
Lineage: Eukaryota; Viridiplantae; Streptophyta; Magnoliopsida; Arecales; Arecaceae
Source: RefSeq, a predicted model, not a curated record
AUGGAUCCGCCUCCACUUUCCUCCCGGAGCUGGAGCAUCUACGGCCAGUCGGAGAUCACCCAGCGGUACGAGAUCCUGGAAUGCAUCGGCUACGGCGCCUACGCCGACGUCUACCGCGCCUGCCGGCGGUCGGACGGCGUCGUGGUAGCCCUCAAGGAGGUCCACGAUUACGAGAGCUCGUUCCGGGAGAUCGAGGCCCUUCAGAUCCUCCGGGACGCUCCCAACGCCGUCGACCUCCUCGAGUACUUCUGGCAGGAGGACGAUGACGCCGACGAGGACGCCGUCCUCGUCCUGGAGUUCCUCCCCACGGACCUGGCCUCCGUCAUCUGCGACGCCAAGAGGGGCGGCGGCAUUGCCGUCGGCGAGGUCAAGCAGUGGAUUCUCCAGAUUCUGCGGGGGCUCGGCGCGUGCCACCAGAACGCGGUGGUCCAUCGGGAUCUCAAGCCGUCCAAUCUGCUCAUCUCCGCCGAGGGGGUUCUCAAGCUGGCGGAUUUCGGGCAGUCGAGGAUACUUCAGGAAACUAGAUUUAUCUCCACGGACGGUAGUCUGCAUCAACAAGGUUCAGAGAAUGAGGCAUGGAUACCACUACAGCCUGCAAAGGUGCAGGAGAGCAACCAGCCAUGGCCAGAUGGACCCGAAAACCAGACUUCUCUAGAGGCCAGACCUAUCAACGAAGAUGAAUAUCUUCGGGAGCUGGAUGGCCUCAAGGCAAACUAUGCAAUGGAAGACACUGAUAAGGAGAUGAGUCUGCAAGACUGUGAUGCAUCUUGUCUUGCCACGUGUAGCACUGGCGAUGUGGAAGAUGAUCCCUUCAAAGGCUCCUAUACCUAUGAGGUUCUUGAGGUUGAAGAAGAUGAUGAAUCUGGUGCCCUCACCUCAUGUGUUGGAACACGGUGGUUCAAAGCUCCAGAGCUUCUCUAUGGAUCCACAAAGUAUGGGCUAGAGAUUGAUCUCUGGUCGCUAGGCUGCAUUUUUGCUGAACUUCUUAGUUUAGAACCUCUCUUCCCAGGGACAUCAGAUAUCGAUCAGCUUGGUAAAAUUAUUAGCGUCUUGGGAGACUUCACCGAAGAAAUAUGGACAGCUCGCUCCAAGUUACCUGAUUACAAUAAGAUUUCCUUCAGUAAAGUUGACAACCCAAUUGGUUUGGAAGGAUGUCUGCAAAAUCGAUCAGCUGCUGAAGUUAAUCUCGUUAGGAGGCUUCUUUGCUAUGAUCGUGCUAGUAGAGUUUCAGCUGCGGAGCUUCUUCAUGACAGAUACUUUACUGAAGAGGCUCUAGAUGAGUUGAGGGUUCCUUCCAUAAAGGAUGGGCAUGACGAGAGCUCUCCUGGAGAAUGGGCUGAUUACAGGGAUUUGGGUUCAGAUUCUGAUAUUGAUGAGUUCGGCAUGGAUGUGACAACCACUGAAAAGGGUUUCUCAAUACGAUUCUCAUAAUGUAGACAAUCUCAAUUAGUAUUUUUGUGUAUGUACAUUGUGUUGACCAGGUAGGCAGGUGAAAAUUUCAUAAACCUGCCCCUGCAUAUGCAUGGGGGAAGGCUGAUGAGCUGUGUUAAUAGUAAUCGAUGAUGCUGAGAAGACAACUGCAAUUUGCUCCGGUAAUGUUUGUAUCAUUCGGAUGGGAAAAGUUGUAUAGAAACUUGGGAUUGCAGAGAAAAGAACUUAUGGGAGUUUACAAAAAGAAA